AUGUGUCGUCGAUGUCGUGAGUUGGGUCAUUUCGAAUCUGUCUAUAAGCGUCAGAAACCAACAUCAGGAACUACAAGGAAACCAGGAAGGAUCUACAAUGUCGAAAAUGGGACAACAUCGAAUAAAGAGGAGAGUACGGAAGAGAAGGAGACCAUUCCAGCACAAACGAAAGUAUAUUACGCAUUCUAUGGAGGAAAUGACAGCAAUGUAUUGAGUGGAAUUAUUGGAGGUGUUGCGGUGAACGUUUUGAUUGACUCUGGUGCCGAGGCAAACCUGAUUCGGCUGGAAACAUGGGAAAUUCUAAAGAGGAUGAAGGUGACGGUAUUGGCUUCGACAAAGGCAUCGUCACGUGUUUUGAAAGGGUACGGAAGCGAUAAGCCCCUUGAUGUGGUUGGUACGUUCAAGGCUGAAGUAUCAAUUGGACGUAGAAAGGCUAUGGCGGAGUUUUUCGUCGUUAAAGGAGGACAGAAAGAUAUCUUAGGUGAUGCGACUGCUAAAAAGCUGGGAAUGUUGAAAUUCGGAAUAGAGGUCAACAACGUGAGGGCAGAAAGUAAGCCGUUCAGUAAAAUUAAUGAUGUCAAAGCGUAUAUCACAUUGAAUCCAGAGACACGGCCGGUAUUUCAGCCACUACGUAGGGUACCAAUACCAAUGGAGGAAGCAGUAAAUCGAAAGCUGGAAGAUUUACUAAAGCGCGACAUCAUCGAAGUCAAACAAGGUCCAGCCACCUGGGUUUCUCCUUUAGUGAUAAGUGGACAAGCCUCAGGUGAACCUAGGAUUUGUUUGGACCUGAGAAGAGUCAAUGAAGCGGUAGUUCGGGAGCACUUUCCAAUGCCAGUAGUAGACGAGUAUCUAACAAGAUUGAGCAAGGGAAAGAUAUGGAGCAAACUAGAUAUCCGUGAAGCGUUUCAUCAGAUUGAGCUGGAUGAAGAUUCUCGAGAUGUGACAACUUUUAUCACUAACAAAGGAUUAUUCAGAUUCAAACGAUUGCCGUUUGGACUUGUCACAGCUCCCGAGAUAUUCCAAAGAAUAAUGGAGGAAAUACUCUCAGGCUGCGUAGGGACAUACUGGUACCUGGAUGACGUGAUUUAUGAAGGAGAAAGGGAAGGUGUAUGCGGAUUCGAAACGAAAGGCGAACGAAAGUGA
Armigeres subalbatus is the source of this 1143-nucleotide messenger RNA. RefSeq lists its product as uncharacterized. Bases 1 to 1143 code for a protein of 380 amino acids. Gene Ontology annotation, molecular function: aspartic-type endopeptidase activity. Lineage: Eukaryota; Metazoa; Arthropoda; Insecta; Diptera; Culicidae. Gene Ontology annotation, biological process: proteolysis. The record is from RefSeq and is a predicted model, not a curated record. The transcript has a single exon.